AUGUCAUCAAUUGUUGACGAAACUCCUGCGGACUCGCACAGUCUGGACAGUGACAAGAAAUGGAGCUUGCAACCCUUGAUCCGCAAGGCCGAGCGUUCCCAUAGUCGAAUGCCAGGAAUUCGCAAAAUUCCUCUUCGGGCCAUCGCGAUCAUCAUUCUGAUUGCCUUUUUGAAUAUCAUCGUAUGGGUCGCCGCUGCGAUUGUGCUGCACUUUCAUCCAGCCAUGAUUUCGACUGCAGCUCUCGCAUACUCUCUCGGCUUAAGACAUGCUUUCGAUGCAGAUCAUAUUUCCGCCAUUGAUCUGAUGACACGACGAUUAUUGGCGACUGGCCAAAAGCCCGUCACUGUGGGAACAUUCUUUUCCCUUGGGCAUUCCACAAUCGUAAUCAUCACGUCCAUUGUAGUCGCAGCUACCGCCGCUGCAGUCUCGGACAAAUUCGACAGUUUCAGCAAAAUUGGCGGCAUUAUCGGUAGCUCCGUCAGCGCAGCAUUCCUGAUACUACUUGGUCUCAUGAAUGUCUAUAUUCUGUUCAAAUUAAUCAAGCAGAUGCAAAAGGUCUUCAACUUACCGGAAGGACAAGAAGACGAGGCUUGGAAGAUCGAGGGUGGAGGGCCACUGUUCUCCAUCUUGAAGAAGAUGUUCAAAUUGAUUGACCGUCCUUGGAAAAUGUAUCCUCUCGGUAUUUUGUUCGGACUUGGGUUUGACACUUCAUCUGAGAUUGCGUUGCUUGGUAUCUCAUCCAUCGAGGCUGCCAAGGGAACAUCGUUCUGGGUGAUCUUGAUUCUACCUGCAUUAUUUACCGCUGGAAUGUGUCUCUUGGAUACCGUUGAUGGAGCUCUUAUGUUCUCUUUGUACAUUCAACCUGCUCAGAACUUCCUAUCCCAGAAGGCCGCCACUGAAGUUCUUGAAACAUCUUCGGAUAUUGACGAUGACGAAUUGCCCCAGUCCAGAGACAAUCACCGAGAUCCUGUGGCGUUCUUAUACUACUCGAUUGUAUUAACCAUUCUGACCGUUAUCGUUGCCAUCGUUAUUGGUGUGAUCCAGCUCCUGACCAUGAUCCUCAAUGUCACCGAUGCCACCGGAAAGUUCUGGGACGGCGUGCAAAUAGCCGGCGAUUAUUAUGAUGCCAUCGGUGGUGGUAUCUGCGGGUGCUUUAUAAUAUUUGGAGGAUUGAGCGUUGUGGUGUAUAAGCCGUGGCGGAGAUGGAUGGACCAACGCUACGGGCGCUCUACCGUGACAGGUACCGAGAGAUCCCAAGAUGAGGAACCUGAAACCGGAGAAGACGAUGUGUAUGAGCGUGGACAAACCACUGUUAUCACCAAGGGGGACUCUACUCGUGUCACGGCUACUGAAGGGCGACGGAUCGAAGAGGAGAUCGUCUAG
This is a messenger RNA of Penicillium longicatenatum, 1383 nucleotides long. Its product is annotated as HoxN/HupN/NixA family nickel/cobalt transporter. The transcript is spliced from 7 exons. NCBI's taxonomy places the organism in Eukaryota, Fungi, Ascomycota, Eurotiomycetes, Eurotiales, Aspergillaceae. The record is from RefSeq and is a predicted model, not a curated record. Bases 1 to 1383 code for a protein of 460 amino acids. Gene Ontology annotation, cellular component: plasma membrane. Gene Ontology annotation, biological process: nickel cation transmembrane transport. Gene Ontology annotation, molecular function: nickel cation transmembrane transporter activity.